Neopsephotus bourkii (Bourke's parrot) is the source of this 874-nucleotide messenger RNA. It is a transcript of the gene PFDN4, whose product is annotated as prefoldin subunit 4. The coding region runs from base 174 to 581 and encodes 135 amino acids. NCBI's taxonomy places the organism in Eukaryota, Metazoa, Chordata, Aves, Psittaciformes, Psittacidae. The record is from RefSeq and is a predicted model, not a curated record. Gene Ontology annotation, biological process: protein folding. Gene Ontology annotation, cellular component: prefoldin complex; cytoplasm. The transcript has 4 exons.
CUGUGUGCCCUGUGGUGCCUCCGAGCAGCCCGCCGGGAUGGGGCGGUGGGGAGGAGGAGAAACGCCGAGCCGCGGAGGGCCGCAUCUGCUGGGAGCUUUCCUUCGUUUUUUCUGAUUUUCCUAAGCCCCCGCUCCUCCUUUGUGGGCAGGACGAAUGGGUCAGUCCUACCAUCAUGGCCGCCACCAUGAAGAAGGCGGCUGCAGAAGAUGUCAAUGUUACUUUUGAAGAUCAACAGAAAAUUAACAAGUUUGCAAGAAAUACUAGCAGAAUCACGGAGCUGAAAGAAGAAAUAGAAGUGAAAAAGAAACAACUUCAGAACUUGGAAGAUGCUUGUGAUGACAUCAUGAUGCUUGAUGAUGGUGAUGCACUACUGAUACCCUACCAAAUUGGAGAUGUUUUCAUUAGUCAUUCCCAAGAAGAGACACAAGAGAUGCUGGAGGAGGCAAAGAAAAGUUUACAAGAAGAAAUUGAUGUGUUAGAAGCCCGAGUGGAAUCAAUUCAGAGGGUCUUAUCUGACCUGAAAGUUCAGCUUUAUGCAAAGUUCGGAAAUAACAUAAAUCUUGAGGCUGAGGACAGUUGAAGGUCUUCUAAAUAUACCAUACAACUUUUCCUUGGUUUAAUAAAUAUUUUGAUAUCAUUGUUCCAAUUACAUUUAGAACAAAAUCCGACACUUCUUUUUGUUGUUUUGUUUUGGUUUGGUUUUUUUUUACUUUCCUCACUCGGGUUCCAUCUAUUUAAUGAGAGCUUUCUUAUUUUGGCUAUUGCAGUUAUUUAUUUGUUCAGGAAAGCAUUAGCUUCAUUAAUGAUGAUAAAGCAUCAAGAUUGGGAUAUUUGCAUUGUAUAUGAAAUUAAUAAAAUCAGGCACGUAUUGUA